This is a messenger RNA of Pseudogymnoascus destructans, 589 nucleotides long. RefSeq lists its product as uncharacterized. NCBI's taxonomy places the organism in Eukaryota, Fungi, Ascomycota, Leotiomycetes, Thelebolales, Thelebolaceae. The transcript has 4 exons. The record is from RefSeq and is a predicted model, not a curated record. The coding region runs from base 70 to 471 and encodes 133 amino acids.
CUACCACCACCCACCGCAACCAAUUGCCCGCCCCAUACCACCCCGCCUCUCUUUCCAACGAUAGCAAACAUGUCUGCCCCAUUCGCCCGCGGAUUCGCGACCGCCGCCCGCAUGGCGUCGAAGUCGGAGGGCGCCCUUCUUAGCAAGGGCGCGAAGAAGGACCCCGAGCUUUAUAUCCUGAUGGCCGCUACCUGCGCUGCCGUUGGCGGUGCCGGUUACUACCUUGGCGCCCACCCAACCUCUGGAACCUCUGAGGCCCAGAUUUCCACCUCCCCCAACAGCAAGCCGUGGGAGCAGCCUGCGCCGUCCGACUCCAAGGGCGACUUCAAGUACCAAUACCACCCUGGUGGAAACCCGGCCAAUGCGCCGAGGGAUGCGCCGAGUGCGCUGCACAGCGUCAUUGUUCCCAAUGUCAACUUGCCAAAGGAACUCCACGAGAAGUACAACAAGUGGGGCAAGGACGGUUACUAGAGACCGCUUUUACACUUCUUGGAGAUCUGUAUUGUAUAAAGGUGUAGAUAGAAGGUCGUGCAGUCUGGCGAUUUCAUAAAUAAAUAAUGGUCUGACCUGCACAUGCAUCAACUGUUCC